This is a messenger RNA of Funneliformis mosseae, 231 nucleotides long. The record is from the annotation of a GenBank genome assembly. Lineage: Eukaryota; Fungi; Glomeromycota; Glomeromycetes; Glomerales; Glomeraceae.
AUGACGACGGAAGGGAAUGUAAGAAAAGCCGCUAGACUUAAUCUAUUAGAACUUUGCAUGUCGAAAGUUUUAGAGAAACUUUGGUUUGAAAAUUUAUUUCAUAUAUUUAAUUUUUCAAAAAAAUCGACUCGGAAAGCCGUUGUGACUGAUCCAAAUGCUGAUAUCAGAUCGAUUGAUUCGCGAAAAUUAGCAUUCAUAAAUUCAUUACAGCCCUUAACAUUAUUAAAUUAA